AUGGACCUUGCUAACGUUGCCCGGGAUGUAGAUGGGUUGGAAAAACCACACGACAUGAACGCUUGGCUCGCCGACGCCUCGACCAUUCCUGGCCAGGAUAACGGCGCAUUCAAUCCCUCUACCAUCGACCCCUCAGCCGCCUUUCUCCAUGCCUCCCCCAACCCCCAGGAUCCAAACCAGUUCCAGCGCAUGUUCAAUGGCGUGCCAAGGAAUGCCUCCCCGGGUUUCCACAACCCGAACCAAGUAAUUCCUUCCAAGCGACCGCGGCCAGAAGAUGGAAUGCCUAUGUCACCGCGCCCUGCCCCCGGUGCGGGUGUCACUGGGUCGCGAUCGCAGACUCCCCAUCAAGUACCAUUCCCAGGCUACCAAGGUCCCGCAAAUGGCGCCCAGUUCCCUCAACAUCCGACUCCUUAUCAACAUCUCCAACAAGGUGCCUCACCCAAUGUGGCCCAGUCACCUAUCAUCCAAGACUUUGAGCAACAAAGUGUACGCAUGGGAACUACCUCACCAAGCCCUUAUUCACCAGCCGGUCCACACGUGGGUGGCCCUCACAUGUCACCCUCGCAAUCGGAUGGCAGCCGUGUGAACACCCCACAGAAUGGCCAAUUUAUGCCUGGGCAGGGAUUCCCUCAGUCCAUGAACCCGCAAUUUCAACAGGGACCUGGAAUGACUUCGGCAGGACAGCAACCUCCGAUGCAGGCACAACAAUUUAAUGGGAUGCAGCAGGUGCCUCAGGGUUAUCACCAAGCCAUUGCGGCUCAGCAACAGCGGCUUCGUCAAAUGCAAAUGCAGCAAAGCCAACAGAUGAAUGCGAACCCUCAAAUGGCCGGUCGCCCCCAAGUACCUGGUGGUAUGAACCCCAUGGCGAAUCCCCAGCAAAUGGCUGCUAUUCGCCAGAUGCAGCAGCAGCAACAACAGCAGCAGCAGCAGCAAAGCAUGGGAAAGCCUAAUAAUCCGGAGAUGUUUAUGAGAACGUUACAAAAAUUCAUGAUGUCACGAAACCUGCCUUUGGACCCCAACCCCAUUAUCAGCGGCCGUCCCAUCAAUGUCAUGCAGUUGUAUGGAACGGUUAUGAAAAUGGGCGGUUCCAAGAAAGUGACCGCGAUGAACUUAUGGCCGAUGGUUGCACAGCAACUCCAAUUCCCUCAAGUCCAGUUCCCCAUGGCCGCACAGGAAGUUCGGGAGUACCACCAAAGGAACCUGGCUCCUUACGAGCAGGCAUACUUCCAAUCCCAAUCCAAGCAGUUUGCUGAGAUGCAGCAGCAGCAACAGCAGCAGCAGCAACAGCAACAGCAACACCAUCAACAGCAGCAACCGCCACCUCCUCAGCAGCAGCAGCAGCAACAGCAACACCCGGUUGGGAUUCCCCGCCAGCCGAGCGAUCCAUCGGCGAUCCAAUUCCAAUCUCCGCAAGUCAAGCCGGGUCAAGGAUUCGAGCAACCCCAGCCACCAAUUCCCCACACACCUCAACAUAGCACCCCCGUCUCCAAUAAUGCCCAAGCUACCCCGGCCAAUGGGUUUGCCACACCCACUCAGGCCCGAAGCCAAAGCAAGCCACCUCAACAGGGUCAUCGGCUUAGUGUCUCACGGCAGUCACAGCCCCCUGCUCCCCAAUCAGAAGCCGCGGGACAGUUUGCCGCACCGUCUCCAUCCCAGCAAGGGAAGUCUUCUAUGACUCCAGUCCAGCAACCUGUGCAAGCUCCGGAACCUAAGCCAGACCAAGUAGUCAAGCGGCCGAUUGAAGACCCCUUCAAGCCUAUGAUCAUCACUGAGCAACGACUGCAUGGUCCCAUUCAAGUGGAUGAAAUGUACCAACUGGGCGAGGAGAUUCGAACGCUCAGACCCACAUUCCCGAGCUUCGCAGAAAUGGGGUUGGUAGAUAUUCAUGCGGUGACCAUGAGCUUGAAAUCUGGCAUUCAUGCCGAAGUUCGACUUGCCUUGGACACACUCACUACUCUUUCCUGCCAACAUGGCGUUCAGGUCUCACUCGAGAAUGCCGAGGACUUGAUGGAGAGCCUGGUGGAUUGUGCCGAUGAUCAGGCUGACUUCCUGGCCGAACAUUCUCAAGAAGUCUCCGAUGUGAUAUCUCUGCGUUCAUAUGAAGACGUCACUCGGGGAUGUCAGUCCGAACACACAUCCCUUGCCGAUGUGCAUGAAUUCGGGAGCCUUGAGCACGAGCUGGACCGUGCGGUAGAUCGAUUGAUAUGCAUCACGACCAUUCUUCGAAACUUUUCGUUUACUGAACCCAACUUUGCGCCAUUGGGAAUGCCCUCCGUGACCCAGUGUCUUGCAAAUAUCGUCCGAAACAUCGGCACUCGCGACAGGUAUCUGCGAACUGACCAAAAUCUGCUGGACUUGAUGAAAGAUGUUGUCAUUUUCAUGAGCAACUUGGCUCACGUCAUGCAAAUACCUGGGAAAGAAGAGGCCCUUAGCCUAUUGCACUUCCUCCUGGCAUUUUCGCCUUUGCCUGGCCCCAUAGCUGUGAAGUCGGGCCAGAUCAUGUUUGCGGCAUUUAAUCCUUCUAUCCACCGAUAUACCUCUUCUGCCGUCGAUGCCCUGGCUAAGCUGUUGGCAAGAGAUGACCCGAACCGUAUUUACCUCGGUGCCAUUUUCUCUGGGGACGGAUCUGCACCUCCGCAGCCCGAGCUUCUCACCCGCACAUUCGGUCUUGCCAUCUGUGCUGUUCCGGAUAAGAAGCCUCUGGCAGUUGUGGAUGCCCGCAUGGCCCUGCUCAUGCAGGGUCUUCUGGCAGCUGACGUUCUGACCACGUUUGCCGAUGGAGCUUUGGCCAAGCUAUGGCUUGGUUCUGUCGACGGGUUUGCCAUUCAUCUCUUGCGCAUUUCCUGUUUGUUGUGCACGGAGCGUCUUCCGAAUAUCAACCCACGUUCAAGCCGCCAGGCCGAGGCCGAAGCCUAUGCAUAUGGCUCGAUCAUCCAUCGUGGACUCGCCAUCCUGCGCCGACUCGCCGAAAAGUCUAAGCAAGUGGACAACGCCUCCCCCCUUCACCUUCCCUCCGGUAUCCUCCCCAGCAAAGAGAGCUUGCUUGGUGCCCUGCUUCUUGCGAACAUGGACCCUACCAUCAUCCGUCAACUCCUCACAUAUGCCAAUCUAGCAGAGUAG
Penicillium cataractarum is the source of this 3120-nucleotide messenger RNA. RefSeq names its product putative ARID/BRIGHT domain protein (SWI1). Lineage: Eukaryota; Fungi; Ascomycota; Eurotiomycetes; Eurotiales; Aspergillaceae. The record is from RefSeq and is a predicted model, not a curated record. Gene Ontology annotation, molecular function: transcription cis-regulatory region binding. Gene Ontology annotation, biological process: regulation of transcription by RNA polymerase II. Gene Ontology annotation, cellular component: nucleus; SWI/SNF complex. Bases 1 to 3120 code for a protein of 1039 amino acids. The transcript has a single exon.